AUGAAGACCACCGCUGCUGCCCUCUUAGCGGCUGCUGGCUCCGCUGCCGCUGUUACCAUCUCCGAGAUCAACGGUAAUAAGUUUAUCUCGCCAUACAAUGGCACCAAGGUCACCGGUGUCGAGGGUCUCGUGACUGCUAUUGAGAAGAGCGGCAUCUUCCUCCGGUCUACGGAGCCGGAUCAGGACGACCGCACCUCCGAGGGCAUCUACGUUUUCAACAAGGCCAUCCGUGACAAGGUUACUGUUGGAGAUGUCAUUACCCUCGACGGCAAGGUUGAUGAGUACAGGAGCUCUGCUCUGUACUCUUACCUCACCGAGAUCACUUCACCUACCAAUGUGGUGGUCAAGUCAUCCAACCAUACUGUGAAGCCUCUAGUCCUUGGCGUUGACACCCUUUCUCCCCCAACUUCUGACUUCUCCUCUCUUGACGUGGGCGGCAUCUUUGGUGUACCCAACGACGUGAACCGCAUCUCUGUCGUCAACCCUGAGCUUGAGCCCACCAAGUACGGCCUUGAUUUCUGGGAGAGUCUUGUCGGGCAGCUUGUCACUCUCAAGGAUGUCGUCCAGGUCAGCCGUCCCAACCAGUAUGGCGAUGUCUGGGUCCGCGGUGGCUGGAAGGUUACUGGAAUUAAUGAGCACGGUGGUGUGACCAUGCUUGACGGAGAUUCCAACCCCGAGACUCUUGUCAUUGGCAGCCCUCUCGAUGGCUCCUCUAACCCUGAUGACACCAAGAUGGGUGAUACCAUCGGUGAUGUUACUGGCAUUGUCUACAAUGCAUUCGGCUUCUACAGAAUCCUUCCUCUGACUGCCAUCUCCCCAAUCAAGACUGCCAGCGCCGAUGCUCCCGGUGCCUCAUUUAAGUCCGAGGGCAACUGCCGUGGCAUCACAUUCGCCAACUACAACGCCCGUAACCUCGGACCCGAGUCCAAGACCAUCCCCGGCAUCACCUCGCAGAUCGUCGAUAAGAUGCUGUCCCCUGAUCUCAUCUUCCUCCAGGAGGUUCUCGACGGCUCCGGUGAGACUGAUGAUGGUGUUGUCUCCGGCGAGAAGACCCUCCAGGCUCUCGCUGCUUCCAUCGAGUCGGCUAGUGGAGUUGUCUACAACUACACCGAGGUUGUCCCCAUUGACAAGCAGGAUGGUGGUGUUCCCGGUGGAAACAUCCGACAGGCCUACCUCUACCGACCUGACAUUGUUGAGCUGUACCAGCCCAACCAGGGCACUGCCGGGGACGUUAACGAGGUCGUGGACGGCCCUGGUCUGAAAUACAACCCUGGCCGUAUCGACCCUGCUAAUGCUGCGUGGACCAACAGCCGCAAGCCUCUGGCUGCCGCUUGGAAGGCCGUCAAGGGUAGUGGGAAGCCAUUCUUCACUAUCAAUGUCCACCAAGCCAGCAAAAGCGGCGGCUCAUCCUCCGUUCACGGCGAUGCCCGCCCUCCCAUCAACUCUGCCGUUGACGCGCGCAUUGAGCAAGCCAAGAUCACUGCCGCCUUCAUUGCCCAGAUCCUCGAGAAGGAUGCCAACGCGGGCGUCAUCAUCGCCGGCGACUUCAACGAGUUCACCCAGGUCGAGCCCAUCCAGGUCUUCCUCGAGAAGUCCGGGAUGCUGGACAUUGAGGACAUCGUCGGCAUCCCCGCAGAGGAGCGCUACACCUACCUCUUCGAUAUGAACAGUCAGGCCCUGGACCAUGUCUUCAUCAGCCCCGGGCUCAAGAAGGAUGCCCAGUACGAGCACCUCCACCUCAACACGUGGCAGAACUACGACGACCAGGUCAGCGAUCACGACCCCAGCGUUGCCAAGCUCAACGUCUGCGGCUGCGGCUCCAAGAAGAAGCGGAGCCUCGCCCUGAACUAG
Molecule: messenger RNA, 1851 nt
Organism: Clonostachys rhizophaga
Lineage: Eukaryota; Fungi; Ascomycota; Sordariomycetes; Hypocreales; Bionectriaceae
Source: the annotation of a GenBank genome assembly